This is a messenger RNA of Candida tropicalis MYA-3404, 747 nucleotides long. It is a transcript of the gene COX11, whose product is annotated as Cox11p. Gene Ontology annotation, molecular function: copper ion binding. Lineage: Eukaryota; Fungi; Ascomycota; Pichiomycetes; Serinales; Debaryomycetaceae. The record is from RefSeq and is a predicted model, not a curated record. Gene Ontology annotation, cellular component: mitochondrial inner membrane. The coding region runs from base 1 to 747 and encodes 248 amino acids. The transcript has a single exon.
AUGUUAAGAGUAUCAUCAAGUGUAUUAAGAAUUGGAAUAGCCAGACGACUGCAAAGUGUCUUUGCUGGCUGCAUGCCAGUAUCUUCACGUACUUUGUUUACCAUUCCAAGAUUAUUGCAACAACAUGAGAUCCCGCAACAAAAGGAAAUGACUAUCCAAGAACAACGAGAGAGAUUGGAAAGAUUAAACAAAGAAAGAGAAGAAAGACAAAAGUUUAGAAAUAGAACAGCAACUUAUUAUUCGAUUUCAUUGGGUGUUUUCUUUUUAGCAUUAUCAUUUGCUGCAGUUCCGAUUUAUCGUGCCAUUUGUCAAAGAACAGGAUGGGGUGGUAUUCCAAUCACCGAUAGUGCUAGAUUUACUCCAGAUAAGUUAAUUCCAGUUGAUACCAACAAGCGUAUCAGAGUUUCUUUCACAUGCCAAGCCUCAGGUAUAUUACCAUGGAAAUUCACUCCAUUACAAAGAGAAGUCUAUGUUGUUCCAGGUGAAACUGCUCUUGCUUUUUACAGAGCUAAAAAUUUAAGUAAUGAAGCAAUUACAGGUAUGGCAACGUAUUCAAUUACACCAGAACCAGCAGCAGGUUAUUUUGAUAAGAUUCAAUGUUUCUGUUUUGAACAACAAAGAUUGGGACCAGGAGAAGAAGUCGAUAUGCCUGUGUUCUUUUUCAUUGAUCCCGAGUUUGCGAAAGACCCUGCUAUGAAUUCAAUUGAUGAUAUAGUGUUACAUUACAGUUUCUUUAAAACUGAGUAA